CUAGUGGUGCUAGCUUACGGGAUCAUUCUCACCUAGGGGCCUGAGGAGAUAAGGUUUAGCCAUGGCGUCCUUAAUCAGAAAGGUGAUCAGCACCUCGAGAGCUCCAGCGGCCAUUGGUCCCUACAGUCAGGCUGUGCUGGUGGACAGGACCAUUUACGUCUCGGGACAGCUGGGCAUGGACCCUUCCAGCGGGCAGCUUGUGCCGGGAGGGGUGGCGGCAGAGGCUAAGCAGGCUCUCACAAACAUGGGUGAAAUUCUGAAAGCUGCAGGCUGUGACUUCACUAAUGUGGUAAAAACAACUGUUUUGCUGGCUGACAUAAAUGACUUCAAUACUGUCAAUGAGAUCUACAAACAGUACUUCAAGAAUAAUUUUCCUGCAAGAGCUGCUUACCAGGUUGCUGCUUUGCCCAAGGGAGGCCGUGUUGAGAUCGAAGCCAUCGCUGUCCAGGGCCCUCUCACAACAGCUUCACUCUAAGUGGGCCGAGUGCUGUUUAGUCUGGAGUUUUCAUAAUGUUUUUGAAUUAAUGUCUUAAUUUUUAUAGUGGACAUUGGGAAGUAUACGACUGACUAAAAUAGCUGAAGGAUUAUGGAAAUAUAAUAUAAUAAGGGGAAUGGAACAUGAAUUGCAAAUGAGACGAAUCCAGUUACCGAUACUGUAAGUUUCAUUUAUGCACUCAGAUGACUGGAUGUGAGGAAGAAAGAGUAUACCUACUUCAAUUAAGUCCUUUUUAAUCUAAUGUUGUGAAAUAUUUCAUUCUCAUGUCAGACAUAUGAUUCUGCUUUCACUUGAGUAAAAAAGAUUUAAGUUUGAAUGGCAGAGGUAAAGGAAAAGAAAGUGGACCAAAAUUUUAUAUAACAUUUUUCUAAUGGCAAUAAAAUAGACAUGCAGAUUUUCCUUGGUGUGAUUCUGUCCACUUAUUUUUAAUGGUUUAAUUUCUACACUAGAGCACAUUACCUAAUUAAAGAUGGGGGACCAUGGAGAGACCAUAAAACGCCACGUAUUUUUUUCUCAAAACUUGUUUCUGACUUCCAUCUUUACACUGUUGUAAUCUGUGUAAAUAUUUUGUGUUUGUUCUUAAAGUCUUUUAACAUUUUUAGACAACUACUACAUGAUUACCUCCAUGUUGUAGACUAAAUUUGAGCACAAAGAUUAUAUAGAUUGAGAAGUAAAAGUCUCUUUCAGUCACUCUCCAUUCCACUUACCUCCCCAAAGAGAACCUCUGCUAAGACUUUCGAACGUGACCAGCCGGUGGUUUUCUGCGUGUACAUGCCUGAUCAUCGAAGUGCGGCUGUGGCUGGUUCACACAAAUGGGGCUCCACUGUGCACACAGGUUUACAGUUGUUCACAUGGAAAGUAAUACAAUGAUUAAUAACACAAGAAUAAACUGUGUUUUGCACACCCCCAACUGUAAACCCACUUUUGUGCCCCACCCUGCAUUGUUCUAUAUAUACUCUCUUCUGUAUGGAAAGUAAUACAAUGAUUAAUAACACAAGAAUAAACUGUGUUUUGCAC
Messenger RNA from Artibeus jamaicensis (Jamaican fruit-eating bat), 1513 nucleotides. RefSeq names its product 2-iminobutanoate/2-iminopropanoate deaminase. The record is from RefSeq and is a predicted model, not a curated record. Gene Ontology annotation, cellular component: cytosol. The coding region runs from base 62 to 475 and encodes 137 amino acids. The transcript has a single exon. Lineage: Eukaryota; Metazoa; Chordata; Mammalia; Chiroptera; Phyllostomidae. Gene Ontology annotation, molecular function: deaminase activity.